AUGUCUUGUAUACCUUCCCCUGUCCCUCAACCAUCUUUGAUUACAGCCAAACCAAGGGCAUCACCGCUCUCGGCUGGCCACCGGAUAGCCCGUCCAGUAUCCACCCGUCCGACUCGCAUUCCUAUCAAGCCAGCCAACCAUGCCAGACUAUCCAGUACAACCUCAAACAUUACCGGAAGACCAACCCUUUUACCAGUUCCCGUCAAACACUUUCUCUCCAGAACCCCUUCCCCCUCCAUCCCAAAGCCAAAACCACCAACAUUAAUACCCUCAAAAUCACGGGUCCCGACCAGUAUAGUUCAUGCAGCCCCAAAGCCCGCCACAACAACACCACCCAUCAAUACUAAUACUACUCUUAAUAACACUGCUGUAAACACAAACACAAACACAAACACAAAUGCAAAUGCAAAUCAAAAUCCAACUACAACUACAAAUCAAACUACUCCUACUAGCGCUAUUAAUACUAUCGGACGCCCGGCAGUUCAAAAACGAGUACCUUCUUCUAUUGCCCAAAUUAAAGAUAGUCUUGAGAAAGAACGUCAAAAGAACGAUGAACAGCGUCAAUGUAUCGAACAACAGGCAGCUCAGAUCAACCAAUUAACAACCCAGUUAAAAACUCACAAGGAUCAACACAAUUACACACUAGAAGUCGUAACUCAAUUACGCCAAGAACUAGAGGCCCAAAAAGAGUUGCAGCGACAGCUGCGGACUGAGAAAGAAACUCUUGAACGUACCCAAAAGGAAUCUCUGGACCGAAUCUCAUUGGUCCAUCAGUUACAGCUAGAAAGAGUGCGUGAAGAAGAAAGACUCAAACACCAGGCACCAAAGCAACCAGAAGAGUUACGGGCCCCUCCAACUCCCCCAAAACACACAGUCGAACAAGACCAUAAAAAACUAGAAGCCACAAUGAACGAUGCAAUCGAACGAUUAUUAAACGAAGUCGAACAAAUCGAACACACCCAUCGUGUCUCACCUACCAAUAUUCCAAUCUCUCCUCACAAUCCAGUCCGUCACGGCUCCCGUGCCUCAUCCAUGUCCUCAAUCUCAUCUUCUGGGGCCCUAACAUCCCCGGGCUCGGAAAAGGGAAGUCGAGGUGGAUUGGCAGACAGCUGGAAUGCCAGAUUUGCACCAACCCAAGCCGUGUCCUGGCCAGCACCCCAGCCCUUGACUAUCCUCAAAAAGGCACCUGUUAAUCCACAACCUGUAUAUGUCACCAAGAGUCUGGUGAAACAAAACAUCGAUUUACUUAAUGGUAUCAAUGUCAUCAAAAAUAAUUCUGGUCAUAUUGAUGAAGAUGAAGAAGCAUUGUUGCGUGAGGUUGAAACCGAAAUCAAUAGUGGCAAGGUUUCUUCUUUGAUUAACAUAGAUGAUCUUUAA
Molecule: messenger RNA, 1377 nt
Organism: Phycomyces blakesleeanus NRRL 1555(-)
Lineage: Eukaryota; Fungi; Mucoromycota; Mucoromycetes; Mucorales; Phycomycetaceae
Exons: 3
Coding region: 1-1377 (458 amino acids)
Source: RefSeq, a predicted model, not a curated record